Molecule: messenger RNA, 2136 nt
Organism: Hypomesus transpacificus
Lineage: Eukaryota; Metazoa; Chordata; Actinopteri; Osmeriformes; Osmeridae
Gene: srpra
Product: SRP receptor subunit alpha
Exons: 15
Coding region: 127-2088 (653 amino acids)
Biological process (GO): SRP-dependent cotranslational protein targeting to membrane
Cellular component (GO): signal recognition particle receptor complex; endoplasmic reticulum membrane
Molecular function (GO): GTPase activity; ATP hydrolysis activity; GTP binding
Source: RefSeq, a predicted model, not a curated record
GGAAAAUGCGUCAUUUCCUUGUGCUGCAACUGACGUGUCUAAAGCGAAGCAGUAGUUGCGGUGGUGUAAGGACUUGGAGGAAAAUCAGACCAGUCUCAAACUAUAUAUCUGCUUCGUGGUGGCAAGAUGCUGGAUUUCUUCACGAUCUUCAGUAAGGGAGGCAUAGUGUUGUGGUGUUUUCAGGGAACUGGUGUUACCGAAUCCUUCACUGGGCCCGUGAACGCACUGAUCCGUUCAGUGAUCCUACAGGAACGCAGUGGAAACAAUUCUUUUACUCAUGAUGCCCUAAGUCUUAAGUACAAGUUGGACAAUGAGUUCGAGUUGGUUUUUGUGGUGGGUUUUCAAAAGAUUCUGACGUUGACAUAUGUGGACAAGUUCAUAGAUGACGUACAGCUUAAAUUUAGGGAUCGCUACAAGAAUGAGCUGGAACAAAAGGGGGCUCUCAAGUUUUUGAACAACAACUUUCAGUUUGAGGAUGACUUCAAGAUGCUUCUCCGUGAGGCGGAAGAGGGCAGCAAAUCUCGAGGCCCUGUUUCCAUGCGGGCUUUCAAGGAGUCCCAGAAAUCCCAGAAAACUGUGAAGUCUAUGAUUGAGACGAAGGGUGGUGACAAGGCCAAGGAACAGGGUAGCAAGAAGAAUAAGAAUUCCAAAAAAGAGGCUCCUGCGGCUGAGGUGGGGAAAGGGGAACAAGUCAAGGCACAUGGCGGUGGCCAGAACGCUGUGGAGAACGGUAACCAGGGCUUGACCAACGAAGAGAUCAUGCAGAAGAACAGAGAGCAGUUCUUCCGGAAGCGCAUGGGGGUUCCUGUGGAGAAGCCCAGCAAGUCUCCCAAGCCCCAGAAGCCCAAGGGGAAGGAGAAUCGUGUGUGGGUGUUGGGCGGCAGCAGCACAAAAGAACUGGACUACAGUGACAGACAGAGCAACGGGAACGACCGCAACGAUGUCCAUGAAGUGGACUUGGGCAUGCAGCUGAGGCCAAUGUCAGGAGACCUGCUUCCAGUCGACAACGAAUCCAGCGAGGGAGGAGACGAGGAGAUGGAGGAGGAGGAGGAGGAAGAAGAGGAGGAGAUGGUGGCCGUUGCUCACGCCAGUAAAAAAAGCUCCAAAAAGGGGGGUGGAUUUGGGGGGAUGUUUGGGAUGCUCAAGGGCCUGGUGGGCUCCAAGAGCCUGAGCUGCGAGGACAUGGAGCCCGUUCUGGACAAGAUGAAGGACCACCUCAUCGCAAAGAAUGUAGCAGCUGAAAUAGCCUCCCAGCUCUGUGACUCUGUCGCCAAGAAGCUGGAGGGCAAAGUCAUGGGCACUUUCACUACUGUGGCCUCCACUGUAAAGCAGGCUUUGCAGGACUCUCUGGUCCACAUCCUGCAGCCCAAGCGGCGUGUGGACAUCCUCCGAGAUGUCCUGGAGGCCCGCAGCCAGCGCCGGCCCUUCGUCAUCACCUUUUGCGGGGUCAACGGGGUCGGCAAGUCCACCAACUUGGCCAAGAUCUCCUUCUGGCUGAUCGAGAACGGCUACACUGUUCUGAUUGCGGCGUGUGACACGUUCCGCGCCGGGGCAGUGGAACAGCUGAGGACCCACCAGCGGCGCCUCUGCUCCCUGCGGCCCCCCCAGGAGCACGGGGGCCGCCCCGUGGUGCAGCUGUACGAGAAGGGCUACGGCAAGGAUGCGGCAGGCAUCGCCAUGGAGGCUAUUGCCUAUGCGCGUAACCAGGUCUUUGACGUGGUACUGGUGGACACCGCUGGCCGCAUGCAGGAUAACGGCCCGCUGAUGACGGCCCUUGCCAAGCUGAUUGCCGUCAACAUGCCUGAUCUGGUGCUGUUCGUGGGCGAGGCCCUGGUGGGCAACGAGGCUGUGGACCAGCUGGUGAAGUUUAACCAGGCUCUGGCUGAUCACUCCAUGUCUGACAAACCACGCCUCAUAGACGGGAUCGUUCUUACAAAGUUUGACACCAUCGAUGAUAAGGUGGGUGCUGCCAUCUCCAUGACAUACAUCACAGGCCAGCCCAUCGUGUUCGUGGGCACUGGACAAACCUACAACGACCUGCGCAGCCUCAAUGCCCGUGCUGUGGUCAGUGCCCUCAUGAAGGCCUGAGAUAUACGGGGUUACUGUCGUCUGCUACCACGACAAACGCAAAACCAC